AUGGAGAAACCCAUGGUUCCGACAUGGAGACCCGACCCGGUUUACCGUCCGCCGGAGACACCGCUUGAGCCGAUGGAGUUCCUCGCUCGCUCCUGGAGCGUCUCUGCUCUCGAAGUCUCCAAGGCUCUAACACCUCCGAAUCCUCAGAUUCUCCUCUCCAAAACCGAAGAGGAGCCCAUCUCCGGCGACGGCGAUACGGAGGAGAACGGACUCGUCUCCGGAAACCCAUUCUCCUUCGCUUCUUCCGAAACUUCUCAAAUGGUCAUGGAUCGUAUCUUGUCUCACUCUCAGGAAGUGUCGCCAAGAACAUCUGGUCGGCUUUCACAUAGCAGUGGUCCUCUCAACGGUUCUUUAACCGACAGUCCUCCUGUCUCUCCUCCAGAAUCCGACGACAUUAAGCAAUUUUGUCGAGCGAACAACAAUGCACUGAACAACAUUAACUCUCAGUUCCGUUCAACGGCGACAACUCCGGGACCUAUAACCGCCACAGCGACGCAGUCGAAGACGGUGGGACGGUGGCUUAAGGACCGGAGAGAGAAGAAGAAAGAGGAGACGCGAGCACACAACGCUCAGAUUCACGCCGCUGUCUCUGUUGCCGGUGUGGCUGCAGCUGUUGCUGCCAUCGCAGCGGCCACCGCCGCGUCUUCUAGCUCAGGCAAGGAUGAGCAGAUGGCUAAAACCGACAUGGCGGUUGCUUCCGCGGCGACUCUUGUGGCUGCUCAGUGCGUGGAAGCUGCUGAAGUUAUGGGAGCUGAGAGAGAGCAUUUGGCCUCAGUUGUUAGCUCCGCCGUCAAUGUUCGGUCUGCCGGAGAUAUCAUGACUCUCACCGCCGGAGCAGCUACAGCGUUAAGAGGAGUAGCGACAUUGAAGGCGAGAGCGAUGAAGGAAGUGUGGAACAUUGCCUCCGUGAUUCCAAUGGACAAAGGACUCGCUUCUACUGGAGGAUGCAGCAAUGUUAACAAUGGUAGCAAUGGAAGCUCAAGCAGUAGUCACAGUGGCGAACUUGUUCAACAAGAGAAUUUCCUGGGAACUUGUAGCAGAGAGUGGCUCGCUAGAGGUUGCGAACUUCUCAAACGUACUCGCAAAGGUGAUCUCCACUGGAAGGUGGUUUCUGUUUACAUCAACAAGAUGAAUCAGGUUAUGUUGAAGAUGAAGAGCAAGCAUGUUGGAAAAACCUUCACCAAGAAGAAAAAGAACAUUGUUCUUGAAGUGAUCAAGAAUGUCCCUGCCUGGCCUGGACGACAUUUGCUAGAGGGAGGAGAUGACUUGAGAUACUUUGGUUUGAAGACGGUUUUAAGAGGUGAUGUGGAAUUCGAAGUCAAGAGCCAGAGGGAGUAUGAUAUGUGGACACAAGGUGUUUCAAGGCUCCUUGUUGUUGCUGCUGAGAGGAAAUUUAGGAUGUGA
This is a messenger RNA of Microthlaspi erraticum, 1404 nucleotides long. The record is from the annotation of a GenBank genome assembly. NCBI's taxonomy places the organism in Eukaryota, Viridiplantae, Streptophyta, Magnoliopsida, Brassicales, Brassicaceae.